UUGCUUUUUCUUCUUGCCGCAACUAAUUAUCUUCUCGUCAUUUCCACUGAAAAAGCAAGUGUACUUUUGACUUACUAACUAACAUGGAACCUGCAGUGUUUUGGCACACCUGCUUAGCAAUUUUUAUCUCCUUUUCUGGUUUCAUGGUGUCAUGUCAUCUAACAGACCAAGUUUCAUUGUCGAGCAAUUUCUUGUUUGGAACGGCCUCUUCAUCUUACCAGUAUGAAGGAGCUUUCCUCAGUGAUGGGAAAGGCCUCAGCAACUGGGACUUUUUUACCCAUGAAGCUGGUCAUGUUAAGGAUGGAAGCAAUGGAGAUGUUGCUGUUGAUCACUACCAUCGUUAUUUGGAGGCAGCUAUUACACCCAUACCCACUGCGUUUAAGAAAUUUAUGUUUAAGAACGAUGCACUUGGAAAAUAGAGAAUUGAGAAAUAGGUAUAUAU
Nicotiana tabacum (common tobacco) is the source of this 442-nucleotide messenger RNA. The record is from RefSeq and is a predicted model, not a curated record. NCBI's taxonomy places the organism in Eukaryota, Viridiplantae, Streptophyta, Magnoliopsida, Solanales, Solanaceae.